AUGACGAUUACGAAUACAUCAAUUAAAAAUAAUAUUGAUCAUCUUAUCAAUGCUAAAAUAAAUGGAUAUUAUGUAUUAGGUAAAAAUAAUUCUCAACUUGUUCGAAAUCAAUUAGAUCUUCUUGGUUUCAAUCGUUACGAUUCUUUGCCUAUUGGUGGUGUAAAAUUCAAUUGGAUAACACGUAAUGUUGAUAUUGAUUGGAAAACAUAUGAUUCAAACUUUCAAAUUCUUAAUCAUAUUUAUAAUGAAAGACAAUUAUCGAAUAAAGGUUUAUUAUUAACUAAUUUAAGAGAUUAUGAAAUGAUUGUAUUAAAAAAUAAUCGUGUUAAUGGAAUAUCAUUAUCAAAUAAUGAUAAUUAUCUAUUGUUAAAAACAUUUCUACCUGAAACAUAUCUACUUGAUAAUGUAAAUGAUCGAAUUAGUUUUAUGAAAAAAUUUAAAGAAGGUUCAACAUGGAUUUGUAAACCUGUAGGACUUUCAUGUGGACGAGAAAUAUUUAUUUUUCGUAAUCAACAACAACUUGAAAAUAUUUUGAAUGAAUAUCAUAAAAAUACUCGUAAUAAUCAUUAUUAUACAUUAUAUUAUAAUCGUCUUGUUCAAAAAUAUAUUGAAAAUCCAUUACUUAUUAAUAAACAUAAAUUUGAUAUUCGUACAUAUUUAUUAUGUAUUUGUAUAUCAAAUCAAAUUUUAUGUUUUGCUGCACAAACAGGAUAUCUUCGUUUAUCUAUGUAUGAAUAUAAUUUAGAAAAUAUGAAUAAAUUUAUUCAUUUAACAAAUCAAAGUAUUCAAAUAAAAAAUAAAGAUUUUUCAUCAGUAAAACAUAAUACUGGUAUGACAAUGGAAGAAUUUAAUGAAUAUUUUAAUAAAUAUAUUCAACCGAAUAUGUCUUAUAUUAAUAAAGAUUGGGUAUUUAAUGAAUUACCCGAAAAAAUUACAAAAAUUCUCAAUCAAGUAGCUGAUUCAGUUAGAAAUAAACUAUCAAUACGUGAAGGAUGUUUUGGUUUUUAUGGUGUAGAUAUUUUAAUUGAUGAAAAACUUAAUUGUUGGUUACUUGAAAUUAAUAGUGGACCUACAUUAGAUAUGACUAAUGCAGCACUAGAAAAAGUUAUUCCAAUGUGUCUCAAUGCAGCUAUCAAUAUAGUAAUUGAAUCUUUGAAUAAUUAUCGUUCAUUAGGCUCAAUAUUUCCUCUUCACAGUUCAAAUCUCUUUAAAUAUUUGUUACCAUCAGAUCAUUCUACACUAUCACCGAUUAUAUCGAAUCAUAUUCCAAUUUUUACAUCUAUGAAUAGUCAUUGUAUUGAUUUAACACCAGGAGUACUUGUUUCAUCUCAUCACUAUCGUCGAUUAUCUUCACUUUUGCCUUCAAAAUCACCCAAUCAUCUAUCUAAACCUAUUCUUAAAAAAAUUAAAUCAACUCAAAAAAAAUUAAAAUCAAUUACAAGACAAAGUCAAUCGAUCGUUCAUAAUGUUAUUUCAAAAAGGGAUCGAGAACAUUUGUCACAUCAACUUACUGAAUUUAUUCGGAUGAAUAAUAAAUCACUAACAUCAAACAAUAGAUUAUAUGACUAA
Messenger RNA from Rotaria sp. Silwood1, 1569 nucleotides. The record is from the annotation of a GenBank genome assembly. Lineage: Eukaryota; Metazoa; Rotifera; Eurotatoria; Philodinida; Philodinidae.